Aspergillus lentulus is the source of this 540-nucleotide messenger RNA. NCBI's taxonomy places the organism in Eukaryota, Fungi, Ascomycota, Eurotiomycetes, Eurotiales, Aspergillaceae. The record is from RefSeq and is a predicted model, not a curated record.
AUGUCGAACGAUACGUCUCCACCGACAUAUGGACAGCCGUCAUCCGCCCUUGUAUAUGCGGAUUUGUCUGUCCAUCUCCAGCCAUGUCUUCUGUCGCAGUCAACAGGCAAGAAUCCGAGUCUAGUCUCAGCAGCGCCAACUGAUCUGAUCAUAUAUAGCCUGAAUGAAUAUCACGCCAUCCUCCACCGGAACAAAUAUGCCAUCCUCUACUUCUGCGAUUCCCACGAGCAAUGCGCCUCCCUCGAUCCCACCUACAACGACAUGGCGUCCACUGUCGCCGACGCGGACGACAUGAUCGACUUCUACAAGAUCAACAUCUCACAACACCAUGAUAUCUCCGACGCAGCGAUGGUGGAGAAACCCACCCUCCUACUCGUAAAAGAUGGCCGGGAACUCGAGCGCUUCUGUAAGCCUGUCCCGCAGCAGUUGGAGUACAUGGUCUCGCAGGCGCUGUGUGGGAUGACCAAGAUAUCGAUGAUCCCGUAUACGGAGAGAGAGGGCCAUGGGAAUCUGAUGUAUUGUAUCCCGGCGCAGAAAUAG